Molecule: messenger RNA, 1171 nt
Organism: Ficedula albicollis (Collared flycatcher)
Lineage: Eukaryota; Metazoa; Chordata; Aves; Passeriformes; Muscicapidae
Gene: NOB1
Product: NIN1/PSMD8 binding protein 1 homolog
Exons: 6
Coding region: 74-937 (287 amino acids)
Biological process (GO): ribosomal small subunit biogenesis; maturation of SSU-rRNA
Cellular component (GO): preribosome, small subunit precursor
Molecular function (GO): RNA endonuclease activity
Source: RefSeq, a predicted model, not a curated record
CGGCGUGCCCCGGGCCCGGACCACAACUCCCGCUGUGCUUCCCGCGGCGCUUCGACGGCAGCCGAGGUGGGCCAUGGGGCACGCAGACAUGGCGCGUGUUCCGCACGUCGUGGCCGACACGGGCGCGUUCCUGAGCGCGGCCCCGCUGCAGGACAUCGCGGACGCGCUGUACACCGUGCCCGAAGUGCUGGCCGAGAUCCGCGACCCCCCCCCCGCCAUCUCAGGGAGCCCCGAGCCCCCCGAGGAGCAGCGGAGCUCUGCAGGGGGGGCCAGCGCUGGCGAAGAGGAGGAGGAUGAGGAGAGCGAUGACGAAGGCUGGAUAACUCCCAGCAACCUGAAGCAGGCCCAGCAGGACACAGGGCACUGUGACACUGCUCCCAUCGGUAUCCAGGUCGGCUGUGUCACCACGGACUUUGCCAUGCAGAACGUGCUGCUGCAGAUGGGGCUCCACGUGCUGGCUGUGAACGGGAUGCUGAUCCGCCGGGCCCGGAGCUACAUCCUGCGCUGCCACGGCUGCUUCAGGACCACCUCGGACAUGACCAAGGUGUUCUGCCCCCACUGCGGUAACAAGACCCUGAAGAAGGUGGCAGUGAGUGUCAGUGACGAUGGCAGUCUCCACAUGCAUUUCUCCCGCAACCCCAAGGUGCUGAACCCCCGGGGGCUCAGGUACCCGCUGCCGGCGCCGCAGGGCGGGAAGCACGCCAACAACCCCCACCUGGUGGAGGACCAGCGCUUCCCGCAGCAGCGCCUGUCCCGCAAGGCCCGGCAGAAAACCAACGUCUUCGACCCCGAUUACCUGGCCGGGGCCUCUCCCUUCGCCGAGAACGACGUGCACAGCCGGGCGGCGCAGCUGCACCUGCGCGACGCCGCCCUGGGCGCCGGCCGCCGCCGCCUCAACCCCAACGCCGUCACCAAGAAGUUCGUCAGGAGGAGGUGAGGGGCAGGACGGGCCCCACCUGCCCAGCUGUGGUGGUGGCUCUGCCAGGGCCAGCCCAUCCUGUCCCCGCUGCGCCAGUGCCCAGAGCGCCACCGUGACUGGGGUGAUGGUGACUGGGUUUGGGAGCACAGGCCAGGGUGGGGUGGCUUCCCUGCCCCUCCCCGGGCACCCCAGGCAGGGACUGUGUCACCCAAUAAACACCAAAUCCCAGAGCACCGUGACUUGGUCCCAUUU